CCAGGAAGGUGAUGUGAGGCAGGACUGAGCAGCAAAACAGUGGGCGCUGUGGGUCUGAGCGGGGGUGGGGUAGUGGGCACUGUGGGUCUGAGCCAGGGGAGCAGUGGGCUCUGUGGGUCUGUGCUGGGGAGCAGUGGGCUCUGUGGGUCUGAGCCAGGGGAGCAGUGGGCUCUGUGGAUCUGAGCGGGGGGUUAGUGGGCACUGUGGGUCUGAGCGGGGGGGGGGGAACAGUGGGCACCGUGGGGCUGACCCGGGGGCAGGGUGGUGCUUGGUGCAGUGGGCACUGUGGGUCUGAGCAGGAAGGUAGUUAUCACUCUGGGCCUGAGCUGAAGGGGCAGUGAUCACUCUGUGCCCGAGCAGGUGGACAGUGGGCACCUAGAGCUGAGCAGGAUGUCUGUGAUUGCUAGGAGCCUGUCUGCCCGGUGCCUGGUACUGAAUCACUUCCCUGCUGCCUGCCAGCCUCGCCUGAAAAGCUAUCAGCGCACAACAGAAGCUAUACCUGAAAACAAGAAUGUGGGCAAACGAGAGAGAAAAUGCUCUGAGGAUAGCAGUGACACCCAGGGAAAGUCCUGGCCCUGGUACGUUGCGGAACGCCUACGACAGUUUGAGAAACUGAAGAGCGAUCACGAAGAGAUGUUGAGGGAGAGGAUUUUACGAGAGAGCCGACCGAUUGAGGUCAGGCUGUCGGGUGGGAAGAGUGUGGAGGGCCAAUCGUGGAAAACCAGCCCGUACGACGUCGCGAUCAGCUGUGGCCUGUCGGAGAGUGCCAUCGUUGCCCGGGUUAACGGCGAGCUCUGGGACCUCCUGCGCCCCCUGGAGGCCGACUCGUCCGUGGAGCUCCUGGAGUUCGACAAUGAGGCAGCUAAAGCGGUAUAUUGGCAUUCCAGUGCCCACCUGCUUGGUGCUGCCAUGGAGCAUCUGUAUGGGGGCUUGCUGUGCCGCGGACCCCCCACGGAAUAUGGCUUCUUCUAUGACAUCUUCAUGAAUGGCAGAUCUGUAACCAGGAGCGAUUUCCCCGAACUAGAAAGGACAUGCCUGUCGAUGAUAGGAGAGAGACAUCCGUUUGAGAGAGUAGAGGUGCCGAGAGAGGAGCUUUUGGAGCUAUUCCAGUACAACGAGUUCAAGUUGCGAUUCAUUGAGAGUAAGGUGAGCACGCCGACGGCAACAGUUUACAGGUGUGGCUCGCUGGUGGAUCUGUGUCGGGGACCUCACAUCAGACACACAGGACAGAUCAAAUCUUUCCGAAUCGAGAAG
Molecule: messenger RNA, 1254 nt
Organism: Rhincodon typus (whale shark)
Lineage: Eukaryota; Metazoa; Chordata; Chondrichthyes; Orectolobiformes; Rhincodontidae
Product: threonine--tRNA ligase 2, cytoplasmic-like
Exons: 8
Biological process (GO): threonyl-tRNA aminoacylation
Molecular function (GO): ATP binding; threonine-tRNA ligase activity
Source: RefSeq, a predicted model, not a curated record